Molecule: messenger RNA, 495 nt
Organism: Prunus armeniaca (apricot)
Lineage: Eukaryota; Viridiplantae; Streptophyta; Magnoliopsida; Rosales; Rosaceae
Source: the annotation of a GenBank genome assembly
AUGGGAAAUGAUAGGAAGAUUGGCGUUGCCAUGGACUUCUCAAAGAGCAGCAAGAACGCGCUGGAAUGGGCUGUGGACAAUUUGCUUGACAAAGGUGACACCCUUUACAUCAUCCACAUCAACCCCAACUCCCUCGACGAGUCUCGUACCCAACUCUGGGCCCAAUCUGGUUCUCCUCUGAUUCCAUUGACAGAGUUCAGAGAGCCCGAGAUCAUGAAGAAGUAUGAUGUGCAAACUGAUAUUGAAGUUCUUGAUACACUUGACACUGCUUCCAGGCAGAAAGAGGCGAACAUUGUGACAAAACUGUACUGGGGAGAUGCAAGGGAGAAGCUUCUUCAGGCGAUUGAAGAUCUGAAGCUGGACUCUUUGGUCAUGGGAAGCAGAGGCCUUGGUACCAUCAAAAGGAUCCUGCUGGGGAGUGUGAGCAACUAUGUGCUGACAAAUGCUCCAAUCCCUGUGACCAUUGUCAAGGACCCAAGCUUGCAACACCAUUGA